Messenger RNA from Osmia lignaria (orchard mason bee), 2188 nucleotides. RefSeq names its product Trapped in endoderm 1 (gene Tre1). Gene Ontology annotation, biological process: G protein-coupled receptor signaling pathway. Gene Ontology annotation, molecular function: G protein-coupled receptor activity. Lineage: Eukaryota; Metazoa; Arthropoda; Insecta; Hymenoptera; Megachilidae. The record is from RefSeq and is a predicted model, not a curated record. Gene Ontology annotation, cellular component: membrane.
AACAAUGAUCUCCAAAGAGAUUUAUUAAUUACACGAUUCUUCGCGGACAGUGGUGCUCAAAGCGGAUCGAACGCUGCCCCAAGCACGCGUGUACAUGAAAUAAAAGUUGAAAUAAAAAAGCGACGAGAGAGGAAACGAGCGAGUUAGAUGAAGAAGUAACAGAUAAGGAGGCUCCGUGGAUUCGAAGUAAAAGGGGAGUUACAGAUUCCGUCAGUACUUGCUGUGCUAGCUAAAUGAUUGAAGCGUUUGGAAAUGUUCUUGGUUUAGAAAUCUUUCCUUAGGAGUGAAUCCUUCAGAGAAAUUUUAUCGAAUACUUUUAUUCGAGUGUUAUUAUGUGAAAAUUUUACUAAAUGUUAUCGAAUAGUCGCAAACAAGGUUUAACGUUGAUAAAUUGCCAGAAAUCUGUGACGAACUGUGGUGAAAUGAAUACGAGAAUGAUUCUUCGUUGAAAUUGUAUUAUCUUCAGAAUGGUUCCAAGAUAAGGAAUUUUGCAAUAAAGGAUGAAAGAAUUUCGUGAAAUAGCGUUAAUCAGAGUAAUUCGUGGUAAGAUGUGUGCGUAGAAGGUUCGAUGAUCGUUGUCAGUGAAAAAGGGAAAAGUGUAAAACUGUGAAAAUCAAUUAUUUUCAAUCAGACAAGAGCAAAGUCCACAAAAACCUGAUAACUCGAAGAGAUUGCUGUCGCGGGAAAGCUAGAUGUUCUUCCUUCGAGGAUGACAAAUACACGAUUCUUAUCUCUUUUUUUCCUCUGAUACAUCGACAAGAUCGAGGGAGCAAGAAAAUUUAAGAAGCCACUGACGAACAUGCAAAAAGACGAAACGAAGUGAGUGAAUUCAAGUGGCUGGUGGAAUAAAAAGGCAUAGAACAUAUCACGACCGAGAAGCUCAUUAAUAAGGAAAAAGAUGGACGAUACUCUAAUGAACGGCACUUUCAGCCUCACCUCGGAAGUUGGUCUAAACCACUUCCCUCGACCAGUUACAAUCGCAGCUGCAGUUUGCGCGAUAAUUUUCAGUAUCGUUGGAGUUGCCGGUAAUUUGGUAACAGUGAUCGCCCUGCUAAAAUACACAAGACUGAGGCGACACGCAACGACCGCGUUCGUGAUAAGCCUUAGCAUCUCGGAUUUGAUUUUCUCCGCAGUGAAUUUGCCAUUAACCGCGAGCAGAUAUUUAAACGAGGCAUGGGUUCUCGGUGAAACUCUGUGCAAAAUAUUCCCCCUGUUCUUUUAUGGGAACGUGGCUGUGUCUUUGCUCAGUAUGGUGGCGAUUACGAUCAAUCGGUACAUACUGAUAUCGCGAUCCGAAAUCUACGCGCAGCUGUACACUACGCAACGGAUCAUCUUGAUGUUAAUCGCAAUAUGGACCCUCAGUUUCUCCUUACUUUUGCCUCCGUUGUUCGGUUUCUGGGGAACUUUGGGCUUGGAACCAACAACGUUUUCCUGCACCAUACUCAAGAAGAACGGUACCAGCCCGAAGAAGUUUCUCUUCGUUCUAGGAUUCAUCGUGCCCUGCGUAGUGAUAAGUGUCUCCUAUUUAUGCAUCUACUGGCGCGUGAGGAAAAGCAGGAAGAAUUUGAAGGCACACGCGGGUGUGUCGAGAAAGAAAUCUGGAGGAUUCCAGCGAAGAGAAGACUCGAGAGUAACUAGACUGAUGUUGACGAUAUUUCUUUGCUUCCUAUUGUGUUUCAUGCCACUGAUGCUGGUUAACGUGAUCGACGACAAGAUAAAGAUCCCUAUUUUACACGUGAUCGCGUCUGUGUUAGCGUGGGCCUCGUCUGUCAUCAACCCCUUCAUUUAUGCCGGUACUAAUAAACUUUACAGAGAGGCCUAUAAGCAGAUCUUGUGUCCAGCCUCGGCAAAGACGCCGAACAUGGGACCGAAACCGACCCAUUCGCAUUCGAGCAAGGUAUCGACACCUCAAGUGACUUAACAACGAUACAAAUUGUUCAUUGUAAAUAGUAAAUACGAGAAAUAUACGUCGAUCGGUGCCAUUCAGAACGGGAAAGAUGUCUACCUGGACAUCUUGAUGUCCGUCGUCUAAUUGUGACGAAAAUGUGUAAAUCAAAGACAAUUAUUUAUUUUCCAUCGUUUCUACUUUUCAUACUCUUUAAAGUUUCUUCCUAUUUACAAAUUUCUUAAUCUUCGAUAUCUAAAUGAUUUGGAAAUUUUGCAUGUGAUUAUUAUAUAAAUGAGAAGA